UUAUUUUUGGUUUUCGCCUAUAUGUUGCAUUUGUCAGUGCUAUCGUGUAUUUAGUGUCGCGAGGAUCAGUAAGAGCGCUCAGUUAUUUUCAUUUAUCCAAGUUUUAAAGGUAGAGUGACAAAUAAACAAGAAGCAAAAUGGACGCAAUUAAGAAGAAGAUGCAGGCAAUGAAGCUUGAGAAAGACAAUGCUCAAGACAAAGCCGAUACAUGCGAAAACCAGGCUAAAGAUGCCAAUUCCAAAGCCGCUAAGGUUGAAGAGGAAGUUGCUGAUUUGAUCAAAAAAUUGGCUCAAGUUGAACAGGAUUUGGAAGCACACAAAAAUGCAUUGGAGCAAGGCAACAAGGAUUUGGAAGAGAAGGAAAAAUUACUCACAGCAACUGAAUCAGAAGUCGCUGCAUUGAAUCGUAAAGUACAACAGGUUGAAGAAGAUUUGGAAAAAUCAGAAGAACGCUCAUCCACUGCCAUGCAAAAAUUAUUGGAAGCAACACAAGCUGCUGAUGAAAAUAACCGUAUGUGCAAAGUAUUAGAAAAUCGCUCACAACAAGAUGAAGAACGUAUGGAUCAAUUAACCAACCAACUUAAAGAAGCUCGUCUUCUCGCUGAAGAUGCCGAUGGCAAAUCUGAUGAAGUAUCACGUAAGUUGGCCUUCGUUGAAGAUGAAUUGGAAGUUGCUGAAGAUCGUGUAAAGUCAGGAGAAGCAAAGAUUAUGGAACUUGAAGAAGAAUUGAAGGUCGUCGGUAACUCAUUGAAAUCAUUGGAAGUAUCAGAAGAAAAGGCCAAUCAACGAGUUGAGGAAUUCAAGCGCCAAUUGAAAUCAUUGACAAUCAAGCUUAAGGAAGCCGAGAAUCGUGCUGAAUUGGCUGAAAAAACUGUCAAGAAAUUGCAAAAGGAAGUUGAUAGACUUGAAGAUAGAGUUCGCCGUGAAAAAGACAAGUAUAAAUUCUUGUGCACUGACAUGGAAGCGACUUUCCUUGAAAUGGCUGGAUUUUAGUGUGAAAACUUACACACACAUUUCUGAAAAAAUGUUUUCCCAUUGUUCUUAUUCCUUUUUUGUUAUUAUAAUGAUCAUCAUCAUAUGUGUCCAUUUCUGUAUACAUCAAAAAUUCACAUUAUUACUACUUGUAUAUUUAGUAUUACACAAUUAUGAUCGUGUUUUUUCGAUUGAGAUUCCUCAUUUUAUUUUAAUUCAUACAUCCAUGAGUUAACAACAAAGCAAAAUGAAAUUUGAGGAUUCAGAAAAUGAACAGAAAAAAAACUGAAGAAAAAAAAAUCAUUUUCACACAUUUUAAAUUUUAAUUUCAUUUGUUUAAUGUUUCUUUUUGAAACUAUUUUGCAGACAAACUCGCAGUCCAAAAAGAAACUUACAAUGCUAUCUGCGCGGAUAUGGACACUACAUUUGCCGAAAUGGCAGGAUUUUAAAUUAUACUUUAAUUCCGAUCACAAAAUUACUUCUUUCGUUCUUAAAAUAUCACUUCAAAAUCCUUUUAUUCCAAAGCAAUUUCUGAUCCAACAAACAUAUGCCAUAUAUAGCUAUAUAGAUAAAACAUUGAUACAAUGAUAUAUGAAUUUCUUUAUAUCACUGGCCUAUAUACCAAUCAAAACCAUACACUGAUUCAAAUUUCAUGAACAAAACUACAUUAUUAAAAAUUCAUCCAUUACAUGAUCAUCGACAUGUAAUGAUAUUCUCCUCUCGUACAUCAUCGUACGUUAAAUUCCUUCAAAAAAUGAUACGAAAUAUAGACAAAAUACAUAAUAUUUAUGAUAUUGUACUUUAUCUAACUUUCACCCUCAAAAUUCCUUAUAAUUUCUCGAUAAUUAACUCUAUUCUCUAACAUCUAAUGCAUUAUUGUCACACACAAACACUUUUAUUAAUAACAUUCUGCCUAC
Messenger RNA from Chironomus riparius, 1888 nucleotides. NCBI's taxonomy places the organism in Eukaryota, Metazoa, Arthropoda, Insecta, Diptera, Chironomidae. The record is from the annotation of a GenBank genome assembly.